This is a messenger RNA of Puccinia triticina, 1728 nucleotides long. RefSeq lists its product as uncharacterized. Gene Ontology annotation, biological process: transmembrane transport. Lineage: Eukaryota; Fungi; Basidiomycota; Pucciniomycetes; Pucciniales; Pucciniaceae. Bases 1 to 1728 code for a protein of 575 amino acids. Gene Ontology annotation, molecular function: transmembrane transporter activity. The record is from RefSeq and is a predicted model, not a curated record. The transcript is spliced from 12 exons.
AUGGGCGCAGCGAUGACUCCACUCGAUUUAACCCUCGAGAAAGUCGGCAUGGGUGCAUACCAAUGGAAACUAUUGCAAGUGCACCUCUCUCUUAUUCUCUACCUUCAAAAUCUGUUCUUUCCCACAUGCUUUUUUUCUCUGGUACUACUCAUCCCCAUUCUAUAUUCUCCUUACUGCCCUUUUUUAGUCUUAUGUGGCUUUGGCUGGCUUUGUGACAAUAUGUGGCUUCAAUCGGUGGCUGUGAUAUUGCCCAGGGUUCAAGUACAUUUUCGGAUCUCAGAUCGAUGGAUCGGUUUACUUUCGACCUCCAUUUUCUUUGGAAUGAUGAUUGGAGCAUGGAUAUGGGGGAGCUAUUCGGAUACGUAUGGUCGUCGAGGACCUUUUAAUGGAACAUUACUGAUGACUGCGGUCUUUGGACUUUUCUGUGGCUUCGCGCCUAGUUUUGGGUGGCUGUGUUUCUGUCUGAUCGGCCUUGGAAUGGGUGUUGGCGGCUCAAUGCCAACAGAUGGCACAUUGUUUCUGGAAAAUAUUCCGAAAACACGACACUAUCUUCUUACUGGGCUCUCCGUGUUUUUUUCGUUUGGAGCAGUCAUCUCUUCGUUUUUGGGCUUACUGAUCCUUCCUGGAUCGAGCUGUAAAGAGCCUCCUCCCGGGCAAACUUUGCUGUGUAACUCCGAAGUCGAGAAUCGUGGUUGGAGAUAUUUGCUGAUCACCCUGGGUGUACUUACAUUCAUAAUGUUCGCUUGCAGAGUAGCGCUAUUCAGCAUAGAAGAAUCACCAAAAUACUUAAUUUCGAACGGCCGGGCGGCCGACGCAGUUUUAGUUUUGGAGGUUAUUUCAGCACAAAAUGGGACGGGCCUUACGAUCACAGAGGCUGAUGUAGAAGAUGAUUCGCCUGAAGAGACUUUAGCGCAUCAUCAAUACAGUCCAUUGAGAGACAGCCCCCAGCCAAAUGACACCAGCCCCUGCCCGAGAUCGAAGACUCUUUUAUCAGACGAAUCACAAGGUUGGAAAGCGCCAAUCGCACGGGGAAUCGAAAAUUUGAAAUAUCGGGUUGGAUUACUCAUGACGCCAGAAUUGAAAGUAACGACGCUCUUGGUUUGGGCAAUCUGGGCAGUGGUGUCAUUUGCUUAUACUUCAUUCAACGUAUUCUUACCAGCUUAUCUAGAGAAACGGCAUCCAGAAAAGAUCGAUAUUGAAGAGACCUUGAAGGAGUAUCUGUUCUACACAAUCGCUGGUUGUCCAGCUAGCUUGCUGGCCUCUUGGAUGAUCGAAACUAGGCUAGGUCGCAAGAAAACAAUGGUUUUAAGUGCUUUAGGUACUUCAGCAGCCAUUCUUGCGUUUUUGAAAAUCCGCAGUGAUGUCGGAAUCAAAAUCAGUAGCAUGAUCAUUGCGGUAAUGGCAACCAUUAUGUACGCGGUUAUAUAUGGUUAUACUCCGGAAGUAUUUCCAUCGUCCAUCAGAGGUACAGGUUAUGGUAUUGCAUCAGCAUUGAGUAGAUUAUCAGGCAUGAUCGGGCCACUUAUUGUGGGCUUGUUGAUGAAAAUUUCGAGCCUUCAAGCUGCUCUUUGGAUGACCGUUUUAGUAUUCAUUUUUGCUGCUGUUUUGAUGUGCAAAUUGCCGAUAGAAACUAGGGAUUCUAAGCCGGCCUUGAGUGCAGUUGAAGAUUUAGAAGGUGAUUGCACUCCCUUGACCUCUUUCUUCCACUCCUCAUGUUCGAGCCAUUGA